Molecule: messenger RNA, 2848 nt
Organism: Exophiala xenobiotica
Lineage: Eukaryota; Fungi; Ascomycota; Eurotiomycetes; Chaetothyriales; Herpotrichiellaceae
Exons: 4
Coding region: 61-2364 (767 amino acids)
Biological process (GO): carbohydrate metabolic process
Source: RefSeq, a predicted model, not a curated record
CCCAAGUUCUACGGUCUGCGCCGGCGCAGAUCCUUUUUUCCUUGAUAUCCUUCAAAAGCCAUGGUACUAUCAUGGGGUUUGCUGUAUAGGUUGUUUGUUUUCAUCGUCUUGCAGGGUCUAGCCUAUGUCCAAGCCCAUGUGUCCAGCGCCCAGCAGCCACUGGCGGUAGGCGAACCCGCCCAACGCGGGGAAGAUGCAGGAUGUUGCCACAGAUCUUGGUUGAAAGAUCAACGUGUCAUCCUAAAUAGACCGACGUGGAAUGUGCGGACUCCCAAAGAAGACCCUCAGCAACCGAUCAGAGACCCCUAUUUUAACACCACUUUGCUACCCUUGAAAUUUGAACCCUUGCCUCUCGGUUCUGUCAAGCCGCUGGGAUGGCUUCGCCAACAGUUGGACUUGAUGGCCGACGGCCUGCCAGGUCAUUUGCAUGAAUUUUAUCGCCUUGUUAAGGAUGCCCCUUGGCUCGGGGGAGACCAAGAAUAUUCAUGGCUCAAUGAAGCAUGGCCGUACUCAUACAAUGCACUUGUUCCGUUGGCCUGGCUGACCGAAAACGCACGGCUGAAGCAUCACGUUCUCCGCGUCACCGAUUGGGUCAUCAGUCAUCAACAUGAGGACGGCUGGCUCGGUCCCGAAACAGAUCUUUCACGCCGCAAUUUCUGGGGGAGAUAUCCUCUGUUUCUGGGCUUCAUGCAAUUGGUGGAGGCCGAGCCCGACCUCGGUGAGGGAAUGAUCUUACCAGCCAUGCAUCGGUUUGUGCUGCUCAUGUACCAAAUGCUUUCGAACAAGCACCAAGGCUACGUGUGGAAGCCUGGCGACCAGUUCGACGAGCAAUGGGGCCGUUCGAGGGCUGCAGAUAUGGUGCUUGCCCUGCAAUGGCUAUACGAGAAGUAUCCCAUGGGUAACGAGAAAGAGAUCCACCAUUGUAUGGUGUACAUGUACGAGAUGGCCUAUGACUGGGGGUACUGGUUCAACGAGGACAAUUACAUCAAAGAUGAUUUGGAUUUGUAUCCGGUUGAACUGACAAACAGCUUGUUUCCGUACCUUCAUGGUGUCAAUGCCGGCCAGGGACUGAAGUGGGCUGCCGUCAUGCGAAGGCUGGUGCAAGACGACUCGCUGCUCAACACAAGCAGGAACGGAGUCAACUGGACGUUUCAAUAUCAUGGCACACCGUCAGGAGCCAUCAUCGGCGACGAGCGGCAGGCUGGACUCAGUCCCGUCCGUGGCACCGAACUUUGCAGUGUGGUCGAGACAAUGUUCUCGUUGAACUACCUCUACCAAGCUACGGGGGACCGUGAUCUUGCUGACAAGUCCGAGCUCGCCGCUUACAACGCUCUUCCAGUCAUGUUCAUGCCGCAUUGGUGGGCGCAUCAAUAUAUAGCCCAGACGAAUCAACCCGCAAGUCACCGUCUGGAAAGCUCGCCGUUCUGGAACGUUGGUCCCUUUGGUCAGACAUAUGGAACCGAGCCAAAUUUUCCAUGCUGCACGGUCAAUAUGCAGGGAUACGCCAAAUGGGUGCCGGCAUCCUUUGUAAAGGUUGGGGAGGACGGACUUGCGCAUGCGUUGCUCGGCCCGGCACAUGUCAGCACAACCUUGAUGAAGCGCAACAAGAUACGAAUUCGCUGUGAGACCAACUAUCCCUUUGCAAAUUACCUCAGUUACGAGAUGAAAGCGAGGUCAGCGUUUCGAUUUUCGUUCCGGGUGCCUAGCUGGGCAAUUUUGAAUGAGAGCAGUAUCUGGGUUGACUCGGGCAAAGCUCGUGACCUCAAGCCGGAUAAUGCGACGGGUUUGCACACCAUGAUUGUGCCUGCUGGUCACACUCGGAUUGAGGUCAUGUUUGGUGCGACAGUGCGCGUCGAGCCUCGAGCGAACGACACCGUGUCGAUAUAUCAUGGCGCGCUACUAUACGCAUUGCCUAUUGCCGGAGACUACUCCUAUACCCGCCCAGCACGGUAUCCAGGGACGUCGGCACCGCCCCAGGCGAGAGAUUGGGCGAUACUGCCGCGAGAACCGUGGAAUGUGGCUAUUGAUAUCACGACACUGAGAUUUUUCGAUUAUCCGAAUCGGUACGAUGAUUGGAUGCCCCAUCCAAUAUGGCAUGAGGAACAGCCACCUGUAAGUAUCUCGGCCUUGGCCUGUGAGAUCGAUUGGCAAUUGAAGGAUGGAUAUGCCCCGAAUCCUCCGCUUAAGGGGCAACGGAACUGUACGGGGAGAGCCUUCCCCGUGGAACUGAGGCCGUAUGGAAGUGCCAAGUUGCAUAUGGCAGAAUUGCCCACGGUGGAUUUGAGGCCUGGGAGUCAUGAUCUGUGGCAGCACGGCGAGGAUGACGGUGAGAAGCCUGGUAUGACGAAUCAAAUGGAACUCUAGCCAGAAUUCCCACUUGCAUCGACGAACUCUUCACAACCUAGUAGUUAGCCUACUCUUUGGUGAGCAUUGUAGCGCCUGUAACAACGUUCGACUGCCUUCGAAGAGCAACGCAAUGCGCUCCUGAAUCUGGCCGUUUAUGCAAAAGAGAAGAGGCGUCACCGAAUGCUGCGUCAUAGCGUCGACAAUGGGCUACAGUACGUAUUUGUGAAAAGUGAAGAUAAAGAAGUGACAAGUUCUUCCGUCACGAGAAAGCACUCGCCCAGGGCGCUUGAGGACAAGUGACAGAGGCGUGAGAGAAGACAUCCCGCCAACUUACCACAGAUGCUGCGCCCAUCUGACGCUCCUUGAUCCUCCAGGUCUUGGGUGACUGGCGGCAAAGCAAUGAAUUCGUCGCUUGUUUCAUAAUUGGACAAUGCUAUGUACCAGGUAUUGGUGUUGCGAACCGCGCCGAGGAUGCAGCUGACCCCGGUUAUUUUUGUUUCCU